AUGCUCAUCACCGCUCUUGUUGCGCUGCUUGGCGCGCUCGGCGUCCGCGCUGGCAACAACAAGGGAUACGAGUUCAACUCGGUCGCCAUCAGUGGAGGUGGCUACAUCACCGGCAUUGUAGCCCACCCUACCCAGGCCAACCUCCGCUAUGUCCGUACCGACAUUGGUGGUGCGUACCGUUGGGACAAUGGUGCCAGCAAGUGGAUCGCCCUCAACGACUUCAUCACGGCUCGCGACGCAAACCUUCUCGGUACCGAGUCGAUCGCGCUCGACCCGCACAACCCGAACCGUCUCUACCUUGCGCAGGGCCGCUACCAGACGGACGAGUGGGCUGGAUUCUACGUCUCGGACGACCAGGGAGCGACAUUCACCAUCUACGAGUCGCCGUUCCCUAUGGGCGCCAAUGACAUGGGACGCAACAACGGCGAGCGUCUCGCCGUCAACCCGUUCAACACAAAUGAGCUCUGGAUGGGCACUCGUACCGAGGGUCUCUGGAAGAGUUCCGAUCGCGCCGCGACCUGGACCAAUGUGACGUCAAUCCCUGACGCCUUUGCCAACGGCAUUGGCUUUGUCCAGGUCGUCUUUGACCCUGUCAACAACGGCACCAUUUACGCCAGCGCCUCUGCGCCAGGUGGUCUGUUUGUGUCCAAGGAUGCCGGUGCGUCAUGGGCUGCCAUUGCGGGCCAGCCCACCACCUGGACCAACGAGACUGCCAACGCCUUCCCGGACAAGACUCCGUCCAGUGCUGGCCCUCAGCCCAUGAAGGUGGCGCUCACCACCGACUUCUUGUACGUCACCUACGCCGACUACCCUGGCCCCUGGGGUGUCUCGUUCGGCGAGGUGUGGCGCCUCAACAUUACCGGCGGCUCCUGGGACAACAUUACUCCUGGUCGCAACGGCAACAGCUCGCCUGCUCCCUACGACAACCAGACCUUCCCUGCCGGUGGCUUCUGUGGUGUUAGUGUGGACGCGACUAACCCCAACCGCCUGGUUGUUAUGACCCUUGACCGUGACCCCGGACCUGCCCUCGACAGCCUCUAUCUUUCCACCGAUGCUGGUGCCACCUGGAAGGACGUCACCCAGCUCUCGUCGCCCUCUGGAAGCGACGGCAACUGGGGCCACCCCAUCAACUCUGCCAAGUUCAAGGAUGGAACACCCGUCCCCUGGCUCGACUUCAACAACGGCCCCCAGUGGGGAGGCUACGGUGCGCCCAACAAGGUGGUCGGAACCACCAAGUUUGGUUGGUGGAUGAGCGCCUUGCUGAUCGACCCCACCGACCCCGACCACCUCAUGUACGGCACUGGUGCCACCAUCUGGGCUACCGACUCGCUCUCGCGCGCAGAGGUCGACUGGUCGCCCAGCUGGUACAUCAACACCGAGGGUAUUGAGGAGAACUACGCUUUGAUCAUCAAGAGCCCGACUGGUGGCCCCGGACAUCUCCUCAGUGGCUUGGGUGACAUCAGCGGCAUGCGCCACGACGAUCUCACCAAGCCGCAGCACAUGUUCCCUGCCCCGCAGUUCUCCAACCUCGACACCAUUGACUUUGCUGGCCAGUACCCCAACGUGCUUGCCCGUGCUGGUUCGUCAGGUACCGACUACGACUAUGGAUGCGCUCGCGGCGGCUACUCGACUGACGGCGGUGAUGCCUGGAAUGUCUUCCCCACCUGCGCCCCUGGCAUGAACGCCUCCCACACCACCGGAAGCGUGAUCUCCGUCGACGCGUCUGGCCGCUACAUUGUCUGGUCGACUCUUCUUGCUGAGCAGGCCGGCCCGUGGGCAUCCCCCGACUAUGGCAACACCUGGAACGCGCCCACCGGCCUCACGGUCCAGACUGCCAACGUCACUGCCGACCGCGUCCAGGCUGCCACCUUUUACGCGUUCGAUGCCGGCGUCUUCUACAUUUCGACAGACGGUGGUGCCACCUACGCCACUCGCGGAACCGGUCUGCCCUCGAACAACACCAAUGGUGCUCUCCCGACCGUCAACCACGCCGUCGCCGGUGAGAUCUGGCUUCCGAUCCUUGGUCUCGGCAUCUGGCACUCGAAGGACUUUGGUGCUACGUGGGCUGCGCUUCCCAACUCGGGCAAGGGCCUUCGCCCAUACUUGCUGAGCACCGGUGCCCCUGCCAAGACCAACGGCACGACUACCCUCUUUAUCUGGGGCCACACGUCCUCCACCGACACAGAGGGCCUGUACCGCAGCGACGAUGGCGGCAGCUCGUGGGUCCGUGUCAACGACGACAACCACAACUAUGGUGGCCCGACCUCCAUUGCUGGUGACCCCCGCGUGUACGGCCGUGUGUUCAUGGGCACUGCGGGACGUGGCAUUGUGUACGCGGACCUCACUUCGGGCAACGGCGUGACAGCCGGCACUGGCACGGGCGGCGACAAGAACAACCGUGGCGGCUCGACGGCCAAGUGUGGCAAGGUCGGCGGCAAGACCGUUGGCACAGGCAUUCACUGCGUGACUGCGUAA
Messenger RNA from Apiotrichum porosum, 2475 nucleotides. RefSeq lists its product as uncharacterized. The record is from RefSeq and is a predicted model, not a curated record. Gene Ontology annotation, molecular function: protein binding. NCBI's taxonomy places the organism in Eukaryota, Fungi, Basidiomycota, Tremellomycetes, Trichosporonales, Trichosporonaceae. The coding region runs from base 1 to 2475 and encodes 824 amino acids. The transcript has a single exon. Gene Ontology annotation, biological process: xyloglucan metabolic process.